Rotaria sp. Silwood2 is the source of this 912-nucleotide messenger RNA. The record is from the annotation of a GenBank genome assembly. Lineage: Eukaryota; Metazoa; Rotifera; Eurotatoria; Philodinida; Philodinidae.
AUGAAUAUAACAUCGGAUAUUGAUUUAUCAUCAUUUUUAUUUCAUCUUUAUCAUGAUAAAAAUCUUACAUUAUCAACUAAUCAAGAAUCAAGUGAAACUGAAUUAAUUAAUAGUACAAUAACAACAAUAACAACAACAACAACAACAACAAUAAUUACAACAACAACAAAUAAAUUUCUUCGUUUAUUUAAUGGAACAAGAAUUUUUCCUUUACAACGUCGAACAGCAACAACAACAUCACCACCUUUAUUUAAAAAAUUUUUUUUUUUUAAAUCACCAUUUAAUCGUAUUAUGCGUAUUGUAGAAUUGUUUAUAUUAAGUUUAACAUUACCAUGUUAUGCUAUUGUUUUUAUACUUUUUAUUGAAUUAACUGUACAACGUAUUAGUUCAAAUACAGCUAUAUCCGGCGGUGGUUCACGUAGUCGUACUCAACGUCGUCGACAACGUAUGCGUAGUCUUAUAUGGACAUCAAAUUAUUUACUUGUUGAUUUUCUUGGUCUUUUAUAUGAACUUAUUUAUGUAAUCAUACAUUUAACAGGUGAUUUAGCACUUAGUUCAUUAGCUGGUCGUUUUUAUUGUCAACUACAAGUUUAUCUUCCAUUGUAUUUAACUGUUCUUAUGGCUUAUAGUUUAACAACUAUAUCUAUAUAUCGUCGUCGUCAUUUUGUUAAUUUACAUAAUGAAGCAGCACGAUCAACAAAACGAAGUAUGUUAUUAAUUAUUGCACUUUGGAUUAUGCCAAUAAUUACAUCAAUUAUACCAGCAUAUUUAUUAAUUUCUUUAAAAAUUUUACAAAUAACACAACAUGAAGCAACAAAUGAAUGUCAAAUAUCUUAUACAUAUGGAUCAACUGUUGUUGCAAUUUAUAUGUGUUAUAGACUUGGUAUGAAACAAGAGAAAAGGAUUUUCUAA